AUGAAGUUGAUUCUCGCCCUCCUAGCAUCACCUGGAAUUGCGAGUGCAAAAUGUUUCGAGCCAAAUAACGCACAUCCACCACCUGAGUAUAACGCCCAUGAUCCCCUGCUCGCAGACGCAUUCGCCUACAUUGACACGGCGCUCAAGGCUGCAGCAGGACGACCCGAGUACGCUCAGGAGAGGAGUACGGGACCGGGGGCUGUCUGGGAUGGUUUUUGUGUUGAAGAUGUGGAUCGGCCGUUGUAUGCGGGGUUGCCGGUCAACGAGGUUGUGUUUUGGGAUCGGGGGGACGCGGGGGUGUUUGGUGAGGUGGAGUUACCGGGAUUUAGGUUGGUUACCAUGACAAUUCAAGACCCUUCCAGACCUUUCACCUACACGGCAGUCAGAUCCAUCAUCGCCACCAUGAGUCAAACCAGACCAGAGUUGGGAUUCAAGAGCACAUGGGUCCAAAGUAUCUCGCACUAUGACUCAAGCACCGAGCGUCAAAGCAUAUACAGAUGGCAACUUGCCUGGCCAUGA
Messenger RNA from Plenodomus lingam JN3, 519 nucleotides. RefSeq lists its product as uncharacterized. The record is from RefSeq and is a predicted model, not a curated record. NCBI's taxonomy places the organism in Eukaryota, Fungi, Ascomycota, Dothideomycetes, Pleosporales, Leptosphaeriaceae.